Prunus armeniaca (apricot) is the source of this 213-nucleotide messenger RNA. The record is from the annotation of a GenBank genome assembly. Lineage: Eukaryota; Viridiplantae; Streptophyta; Magnoliopsida; Rosales; Rosaceae.
AUGUCAUCUGAGUGUCAAGGUAAGGAUACAUGGCCUGAACUUCUGGGAGCUCAGGGGACAGAUGCAGAGGCAACAAUUGAGAGCGAGAAUUCUUUGGUUGACGCUCAGAUCGUGCUAGAAGGGACGAUUGUCACUGCUGAUUUCCGGUGCGAUAGGGUUCGCGUUUGGACUCCAAGGACUUCACAUCAGGGUGGUUUGAAGAAAUUUACGUGA